Messenger RNA from Nicotiana tabacum (common tobacco), 1747 nucleotides. The record is from RefSeq and is a predicted model, not a curated record. Lineage: Eukaryota; Viridiplantae; Streptophyta; Magnoliopsida; Solanales; Solanaceae.
CUGCUUAUAGAACAAGUGAACCGAUUGCGACACCGCACAUAGGACAAAACCCCCUUCCUCUUCUGCAAAUCCUUCUGCCGUCGAAUCGAUAGACGAUAAUGCAAAGAUAGUUGAUAUGAGCAGAGAAGAGCUAGACAAUCCCAUGAUACUAAGAGCAAAACCAGCAGCACUAGCUAUUGUAAAUAACAAUAACUGUUACCACCGAAAUAAUGAAGAAGAAGGAGAGUCAAAGCUCGAACCAAAUGUCGGGUUAGAGUUCGAUUCAGCUGAGGAAGCACAGGAAUUUUACAAUCUCUACGCAACAAAACUCGGAUUCAGAAUUAGAAUCGGUCAGCUUUAUCGGUCACGUGUUGAUGGGUCAGUUAUUUCUAGAAGAUUCGUGUGUUCAAAGGAAGGGUUUCAAACUACUUCCAGAACGGGUUGCCCAGCUUUUAUAAGAGUGCAAAAAGCCGAUUCUGGAAAAUGGGUUUUAGCUAAUGUUAAAAAGGAACAUAAUCAUGAACUCGAAACCUCAGGUGAGAUUUGUCCUUCCCGUGUACAAAGAAAAAAUAUUCCAAAUCUUAAAUCUCCUGUUGUUGUUGUUGUGUCGACUAGGACUGGACUUAGAUCAAUUGAUGAGGAUGGUCCAGGCCCAUCUGGUAUAAUUGAUCUUAAGCGUUUUAAAAGGGAAAGAAUUGAUGUAGAAUUACAGCCUAGAGGUAGUGAACCAUAUAAGGGACUUGAAUUUACUUCUGCUGGUGAAGCAUAUGAAUUUUAUAAUGCAUAUGCUGCUAAUUUGGGCUUUAAAGUCCGGAUUGGCCAGCUGUUUCGUUCAAAAAAUGAUGGGUCGAUUACCUCGCGAAGAUUUGUUUGCUCUAAGGAAGGGCAUCAGCACCCGUCAAGAGUUGGGUGUGGCGCGUUCAUGAGGAUACAGAGACAAGAAACAGGACGAUGGUUGGUUGAUCGUUUUCAAAAUGAGCAUAAUCAUGAACUUGGCCUGCCCGUUGAUGCUAGUGGGAGAGUAAAAGGAUUUAAAGAAGAAGCGAGCAGUGUGUUGGAGAAUAUGGAUUUAGUUGAAUUAAAUGGUGGCCUUAGCCUUGUUACACGAGGCCGGGAGAGUAGAAUUGGCAGUGAUUGGUAUAAUGAGCUUUUUGAGUAUUUCCAGGCUAGGCAAGCAGACGAUAUGGGAUUUUUUUAUGCAGUGGAAAUGCAUAAUGGUAGAGCUAUGAGUGUAUUCUGGGCUGAUGCCCGGUCUAGAUUUUCUUGCACUCAAUUUGGUGAUGCAGUUGUUUUUGACACAACAUAUAGAAAGGGGGGUAGUUACUCAGUGCCACUUGCUUCAUUCAUUGGGAUUAAUCACCACAGGCAGCCGGUGCUUCUUGGCUGUGCCUUAAUUGCGGAAGAGUCUGAAGAGUCAUUUACUUGGGUGUUUCAAGCAUGGCUUCGUGCAAUGUCAGGGCGCCAUCCUGUCUCUAUAGUCGCUGAUCAGGACAGAUCCAUUCAACAUUCAAUUGCUCAAGUUUUUCCGGGAAUACAUCAUCGUUUUUCAGCAUGGCAAAUUAAGGCUACAGAGCAGGAAAAUAUUGGUGCAUUGCUCUCUAUGAAUCCUGAAUUUAAGUAUGAAUAUGAAACUUGCAUUUUCCAGAGCCAGACUGCGAAUGAGUUUGAAGCAGCAUGGAAUGUGCUAGUUAACAAAUAUAAUUUAAGAAAAAACACAUGGUUAAUGGAGAUGUAUAGGAUGCGCAAGAGUUGGGUGCCAUUACACAUU